Molecule: messenger RNA, 1620 nt
Organism: Panicum virgatum (switchgrass)
Lineage: Eukaryota; Viridiplantae; Streptophyta; Magnoliopsida; Poales; Poaceae
Product: PTI1-like tyrosine-protein kinase 1
Exons: 5
Coding region: 204-1346 (380 amino acids)
Biological process (GO): protein phosphorylation
Molecular function (GO): protein kinase activity; ATP binding
Source: RefSeq, a predicted model, not a curated record
GCCGUCCACAGAACGAGCUGGAGGAAAAACUGGAGCGAAACCGUCAGCGGAUUCUAACCGUGCGGUACAUAAGCGGCGGACACCCAGCCACCCGGUCUUGCUCGGAGGGCAGGAGUGACUUCUGAUUCCGCAACCGAGAGCAGCAGAGCCCGGGCCCGGCGGCGGUAAGAGCGAGAGCCAGGGGUGUGCUGCUUUCGCCGGCGAUGGGGCGGUGGUGGGAGAGCGCCAAGAGCGUGUUCGGCGACGGCAGGGACGGCGGCGAGGACGGCGAGGAGGACGGCGGGAGCGUCGGCUGCUUCCCGAGGAUCAGGAGGAAGCGGUCCAGGAACACGUACGCUUGCACGGCGGAUCCAGAGAAACGAAAAGGCCACGGCGGCGGCCCCGUCCCGGAGGAGGUGGUGACGGUGGAGGUGCCGGAGGUGCCACUGCGGGAGCUGAACGAGAUCACGGCGUCCUUCUCGGACGAGCGGCUCAUCGGGCAGGGCUCCUACGCCAAGGUGUACCGCGCCAUGCUGCGGGGCGGCCACCCCGUCGUCGUGAAGCGGCUGGAGAAGCCCUCCAAGCACGCCUCCAACGUCGUCUUCCUCAAGCAGCUGUCGGUGGCGUCGCGGCUCCGGCACGGCAACUUCGUCCGCCUGCUCGGCUACACCAUCAGCAACGACCUCCGCGUGCUGGUCUACGAGUACGCCACCAUGGGCACCCUCCACGACGUCCUGCACGGGGACAGGGAGUCGCUGGCGCCGGGGCAGGGCGGCGACGGCGGCAGGCCGGUGCUGAGCUGGAUCCACCGCGUGCACAUCGCGCUGGACGCGGCGAGGGGCCUCGAGUACCUGCACGAGGUGGUGCGGCCGGCGGUGACGCACAAGGACGUGCGCUCCACCAACGUGCUGCUCUUCGACGGCUUCCGGGCCAAGAUCGCCGACUACAACAUGUUCAGCCAGGCCGCCGACAUGGCCAGGCUCAACCGCUCCACGCACACGCUCGGCUCCUUCGGCUACCAGGCGCCCGAGUACGCCAUGACGGGGCAGAUGACGGACAAGAGCGACGUGUACAGCUUCGGGAUCGUCCUGCUGGAGCUCCUCACGGGGAGGAAGCCGUUGGACCGGACGCUGCCGCAGGGCCAGCGAAGCCUGGUCAACUGGGCGACUCCGAUGCUGACGGAGGACAGGGUUCAGGAAUGCAUCGACCCGAAGCUUGGCGACCAGUAUCCUCCUGCCGGAGCUCUCAAGCUCGGGCGGAUCGCGGUGCAGUGCCUGCAGUACGACCCGACCUUCCGGCCGUCCAUGGGCACCGUCGCCCGCGUGAUCAACUACGCCGUCUUGCGAGACCAGCAGGGCGUGGUCUGAUGGCCGCCCGUGUGGAGAUGCCAAGUUUUGCCCUCGCCCAUGGCGACCACUGCAGCUGUGAAUCCAUUCGAGCAUGUCUUGUCCUAUGCAAAUUAUCAUGUAUAAGCUAGCCAUGUUUGAGCAACAGCUAUUCUAUAGGAGUCUAUGAAAGCAGCCCAGAGCGAUUGGGGUCAAGUAUGGAAGAUGGGCCAGUGUGUAAUAACACUGUAUAUAUAAUUUUUUACGGAACAUAAUUCUUUGAAGAGGUACAGAAGAAAAGUUGAACAGGGACCAA